AUUUUUCAAGGAAUAUGCACUCUGCUUUCAACUGCGUUUGCCACGAAGCCGGAUGUGCCGAAAGAGAAGCAGUUACGCACUCAACGUGACGCUUUAUUGUGAUUGGCCUGAAUAGAGAGCAAAUUCUUCUACAAAAGAGGAAGGAAUGUGGUUACUGCAAACGCUGCCCUCUUGUGGCACGAUAUGGGAGUUAAUGACAUGGUGGCUAUGUCACGGGACAUUUUGCUAUACAUUUCCAAGCCGUGACUCAAUAAAUAUAGUCAUGCGGCGCUCAAUUAUUCCCUGCUGUUAACCAGGCACUGGUGAAAUCUUAAAGACUGGGGCAGGUCUUUCACAGGAACAAUGGCAGAUGAACGUUCACCUCUCCUCAGUACAAAAUCUCCAGAAUUCUCUGCCAUCAACUCCUCGGGUCCUGUGGCUAUAAACGAGACACAUGAGGUCCAUGCAGAAGUUCAUGUGUAUAAGAGGAGAUGGUGGAUAGUACUGGUCUUCUCGCUGGUGGCUAUGACCCAGGCUGCCCAGUACAAUACCUACGGCCCUAUAGCAGAUAGCUGCAAGCAUGCAUUUAACUGGAGUGAUGGGGAGGUGGCCUUGCUUACCACCUGGGGGCUGGUCACCUUUGCUGUCAGCAUGCUGCCCUUUGCCUGGAUACUGGAUGUGAAAGGACUCCGUGUGGCAACACUGUUGACAAUUACCUUAAUGUUGAUAAGUGCAAUACUGAAGUGUAUUCCUGUCAUGCCUCCCUUGCUCACCUGGUUGGCCAAUCUAGGUCAGAUCUUUGCUGGUCUUGGAGGUCCUGUGUGUAUGUCUGCUCCUCCCUUGUUGUCCAGUCACUGGUUUCCUCCCCACCAGAGGGCGACAGCUACUGCUAUCAUGGCCAACUCGGGCUGGAUGGGACUGGCAGUGUCCUUUCUCUUAGGUCCUCGGCUGGUCAGUGAGCACAACAUGACAGGACUGAAUAUCUCAGUGCAGAGAUUAUAUGCAGCACAGGAGAGGAAUGAUAUCAGGUUUUUCAUGUAUUUGGAAGGUGGCUGGACUGCUCUGCUGUUUCUGGCUGUACUGGUCUAUUUCCCUAACUCUCCUCCCAAGCCGCCCAGCAAGUCAGCUGCGGUGGAGAGACUGGAUUUCAAAGAUGGACUGCGACAGCUGGUCAGACACCGUAGGCUGUGGCUUGUUGGUCUGUCCUUUUCCAUUGCUCUAGGAGUAUUUAAUGCAUGGAACACAAUGCUAGAUGUCAACCUCAAUGGUUUGCUUGGAAUUUCACAGACAGAGGCAGGGAGCCUGGCUUGCUAUGCUGUCAUAGGAGGUGCUGUGUUUGGAUUCUUCUUAGCAGUGUUCGCUGAUGUGUUCUCGGGUCACCUCCGCCUCAUGCUGCUGGUGCUGUUCACCCUGGGUGUCGGGUUUAUCACCUGGUUCUGUAUUCUCUGUGAUGGUUUUAUCCCUUUCUCCUCUGUGAGCCUAUACCUAUCCUGUAUAGUAGGGGGAACCUUUGUCAGUGCCAGUGUGCCAUUGUUCUACGAGCUGGCGUGUGAGACCACCUAUCCAAUAGCUGAGGGGAUCACGGGAGGGUUCAUCAGCUGGUUGCUCAAUAUAUGUGGAAUCCCCUUCCUGAUAGUGACCAUGAUACCUAAUUUGAGUCAGUUUUGGAUGAACUGGGCCUUCCUUGCCGCCAUUAUCUUGCCCAUUCCUUUGCUGUUGCUGUUCAAAGAGAAGUACACAAGACUGACCCUUGACGACAGUGAGGACACGGACACAGACAUCCAGAAAGCCUCAGUCCCAGUCAUAACAUAGAACUGAUGUAAUGCCCAGUAAUUUGAAAGGAAUUGUGCAGAUACAUGUAAUGCUGUGCAACCAAAAGGCAGUAUUUUGGUGUGGCAUGCAUUGUGGCUUGCAUUGUACUAGUAUAGCUUGUCUUAUUUGUAAAAUCCUAAUGCUCAUUACUAAGUGUUAUGAAAGCUUUUCCAAAAGCUUCAGGUUAAUUAUCAGAAGGAUUACUAUCCAUUCUUUGUUAAUGCACAAGUAGUGCAGGUGCUUCCUAUGUUUUUCCCCCUAUGUGGUUAAAUUUCACAAGUUUGGCCAACUUGAAGCAAGUGAUAAUUUGUUGCUGCAUUAGUAUUUACUUGUUCUUGAAUAAUCAGUAUUGAAGCUGAUUGUGUUAAGUACAAAUCUGCAAUAUCAUGUGGUAAAAUGGUCUUACUAAACAAAAUUAAUAAGCUAACAGCACGAAAAAAAUACAACACGUACACAACUUUUUCUACCUCACUACUGAGAUGCUUGGUCAAAUGUGUACUGAAAGACUGCAGGUCAGUUUUUUUAAGAACCCAAGAAACGAAGUAUAGCAGGAAAAUUCUGCAAUUAACAAAGAUAUGUUGCAUUCACUAAUUUUAUAUGCAUUUAUGUACACCAUUAUCACAAUACUUUUUCAUGCUAUUACCAUAAGGUAAUGUAAGGUUAUUUAAAUUACUACUUGAAAUCCAUACUCAAUAUUUCAUAUGAGUUUAUGAACUAAUUCCUGGUAGCCUAUUUUAUUUUUCAAAGACUUUCAAGUCUUAUAAAUCCAAUAAAAUAUUCCCCGUAAAAAGGGGCUUGAUAAGAGCUGAUAUAUAUGAGUCAGUGCCAGUAACUCUCAUUUUAGCUGUUGUUUUAAUGGAACUGUUAUUUUCAAUUAUGAAUUCACUCUCCAAAAUAAAAGUUACAAUGAAAGUGAUUGUCAAUAAGGUAAAAGAACAGGUUUAUUUAAAAUUCCAUUUGUAUGAACUUUUUGUGUAUUUCAUGCUUUACUUUACUUUGGAAGGUUGUGUUUCAAUAGCUCCGCUUAGAAAUUCAAUAUCUCAUCAGAUGCGGUCUUUUUAAAAAAUUAAAUAAUGGUUCACUGUUAGGUGUAAGUGGUCAUUUUGCAAUAAGUUGUUUUCUAUAUAUACACAGGUAAUUGUGAAGGUGGUGUUUAUGAUUGUUUUGGUGUGUCCAAAAAGUGGAUAUCAAAUGAAAGUGGUGGCGCAAAAAAUGUCACCGACUGUUAGAGAAGCUAGAUCCAUUUUAGAUUUAUUUGUGCCAAACUAUCUGACAUGAUUCAUUGUAAAUUCUGCAUGCAUUCAAUGCUUUACUCUGACUAAAUUUUGAAAAAAAAAGUGUUCCCGGCCUGGCGAUGUUAUUCUUAUGCUUGAAUCUGUUUAUUUGAUCGUGUGAAAAUAGGUUUAAAUCCUUUUACAUGUAGCAAAUAGUGAUCAGUUUGCAAUGUAUACUGUAUACACCGAUUGAUUGUACAAACGAAGCACGUGGAGUGUGCCACGUUUAACAGAUUAUUAAUUGGUUUAUUACCUGAGAGUGGCUGA
Messenger RNA from Lingula anatina, 3332 nucleotides. Its product is annotated as solute carrier family 49 member 4-like. Gene Ontology annotation, cellular component: membrane; intracellular membrane-bounded organelle. The record is from RefSeq and is a predicted model, not a curated record. Gene Ontology annotation, molecular function: transmembrane transporter activity. Lineage: Eukaryota; Metazoa; Brachiopoda; Lingulata; Lingulida; Lingulidae. Gene Ontology annotation, biological process: transmembrane transport.